CCGUGCGUCGACCACCGCCGGGCUGGGGCUACAAAUCGACCUUUAGUAGUAGCCAGAUAUCCAGAAGAGGGAUCCUCAGCUCAAAGUCGACCAGAAGACACCUGAUACUUUUUGUGAUACAGAAUUCACUGACAUUUGGCAAUGUGGCACAGUACAUCACAAAAAGGGAGUGGUUGAGGCUGGACCCUGAGCAGAGGACACUGGUGUGUUACUGGAACGUGACUUCCGUGGAAAGCAUCUUGGUGACUCAAUACCAGAGGAUGGGUGAAGACGCCCAGCCACAGGAGAUGACAUCCACGAGCUCCCCAAGGGCCAGUGAGCCCAGCCCUGAAGUCAAACAGAAUGGGAACUCUGAGGGGAAGGGGGGGAGCCCCCAGAAUCUGCCCGUAGAACAUCACUUUGCAUGUAAAGAGUGUGGGGAUGCCUUUCGGCUUAAGGUCCUUCUGGUGCAGCACCAGAGAAUUCACAGUGAAGAGAAGGGCUGGGAGUGUGGGGAUUGUGGGAAGGUCUUCAAGGCUGUCUCUGAAUUCAACGAACACCGGAAGAACCAUGUGGCUGUAGAGCCCCGUCCUGGCCCAAGCCGGGCCCUCGAUGAUGCCGUGGAGAAGAGGGAGCAAAUGGAGAGGGAGGCGAAACCGUUUGAGUGUGAGGAAUGUGGGAAAAGGUUUAAGAAGAAUGCAGGUCUCAGUCAACAUCUGCGUGUCCACAGCAGAGAAAAGCCCUUUGACUGUGAGGAAUGUGGGCGUUCCUUCAAAGUGAACACCCACCUCUUUCGCCAUCAGAAGCUUCAUAUUUCGGAAAAGCCCUUUGCCUGCAAGGCCUGUAGCAGGGAUUUCCUGGAUCGCCAGGAACUUCUCAAGCACCAGCGAAUGCACACCGGCCACCUGCCUUUCGACUGUGACGAUUGCGGCAAGUCCUUCCGAGGAGUCAAUGGCCUGGCCGAGCACCAGCGCAUCCACAGCGGGGCCAAGCCCUACGGGUGUCCCCACUGCGGCAAGCUGUUCCGGAGGAGCUCAGAGCUCACCAAGCAUCGGCGGAUUCACACGGGCGAGAAGCCAUAUGAGUGUGGCCAGUGUGGAAAGGCCUUCCGGCAGAGCUCCAGCCUCCUGGAGCACCAGCGCAUCCACACCGGGGAGCGGCCCUAUGCGUGUGGCGACUGCGGCAAGGCCUUCCGGGGGCCCUCCGACCUGAUUAAACACCGGCGGAUCCACAGUGGACUAAAACCGUAUGAGUGUGACAAGUGCGGGAAGGCCUUCCGGAGGAGCUCGGGCCUGAGUCGCCAUCGGAGGACCCACAGUGCAGAGAAGCGGUACCUGUGUCAGCAGUGUGGGAAAUCCUUUAGCCGGAGCUCCAACCUCAUUAAGCACCGCAUUAUCCACAGUGGCGAGAAGCCCUAUGAGUGUUCUGAGUGUGGGAAACUCUUCCGGCGCAGCUUCGCCCUCCUGGAGCACCAGCGCAUCCACAGUGGCGAGAAGCCCUAUGAGUGCAAUGAGUGCAGGAAGACCUUCACACGCAGCUCCAACCUCAUCAAGCACCAAAUAAUCCACAGUGGUGAGAAGCCCUACAAGUGCCCAGAGUGUGGGAAACUCUUUCGACGCAGCUUUGCCCUCCUGGAGCACCAGCGCAUCCACAGUGGCGAACGGCCCUAUGAGUGCAAUGAGUGUGGGAAGUCCUUCAGCAGGAGCUCUAACCUCAUCGAGCACCAGCGCACCCACAGUGGCGAGAAGCCCUACAAGUGCAGCCAGUGUCCAAAAGCCUUCAAAGGCAUCUCCCAGCUCAUUCACCACCAGCGCAUCCACAGCAGGGAGAAGCCAUUUGAGUGCAAGGAGUGUGGGAAGGCCUUCCGGGGACGCUCAGGCCUCAGUCAGCACCGCCGGGUGCAUAGUGGCGAGAAGCCCUAUGAAUGCAGCGAGUGUGGGAAGACCUUCAGCAGAAGAUCAAACCUCUUCAAACAUCAAGCAGUUCACAGUGAAGAGAGGCCCCACGAGUGUCAAGACUGUAGGAAGGUGUUCCGGAGCAGCUUAGUCCUCCUGGAGCACCAGCGGGUACAUGAGUGCAGAAAGGCCUGCAGCAAGAGUGGUGAGAAGCCCUGCACAUGUGGGGAGUGUGGCAAGUGUGACAAGGACUUUAAGGGGAAAUUGCAGCUCCGUCACUAUCAGAAAACUCGCCAUGGAAAGACGACUUUGGAGGACAGCGACUGUGAAAAAGAGCCAGCCUCCUUGGCCCUCAGAAGCUCCACUGCAGAGCCCCACCCUGCAAAUGAGAAAUAG
This is a messenger RNA of Miniopterus natalensis, 2270 nucleotides long. Lineage: Eukaryota; Metazoa; Chordata; Mammalia; Chiroptera; Miniopteridae. The record is from RefSeq and is a predicted model, not a curated record.